Panicum virgatum (switchgrass) is the source of this 1574-nucleotide messenger RNA. Its product is annotated as tetratricopeptide repeat protein 33-like. Gene Ontology annotation, molecular function: protein binding. The record is from RefSeq and is a predicted model, not a curated record. Bases 308 to 1222 code for a protein of 304 amino acids. NCBI's taxonomy places the organism in Eukaryota, Viridiplantae, Streptophyta, Magnoliopsida, Poales, Poaceae. The transcript is spliced from 9 exons.
GGGGGUUUGGGGGGGAGGCGUUGGAGAACGCCUUACACUCCAUAACCGACCCGUCCCAUCUCCCAUCCCAUCCGCCGCUUCUACAGUGCUCCGAUCGCCAUGCCGAGCGGGAGGCGGCGCCGCGGCGGCGGCGGCGGGCGGGGAUCGUCCGCGGGGCGCGGAGGCGGAGUGGGGGUCGGGUCUGGACGCGGGAGCGGGGGCGGAGGCGGGGCUGGGCGCGGGGACUACUACGACCAGCAGCGGCAUGCUUUGGAGGCCAUGUGCGACGCCGCCACCCGCUUAGGGUUCGGAUGCACCAUCACCAAACAUGGUCUCAGAACUAGGUACGCCAUUGGCUGCAACACUUCAUCCUACUAAGGAAGGACUCGAGGAAUCUAUUUCGUUAAAGUGUGUGAAGCUACUUGUCGAGGCAGGUGCUGAUGUGAAUUGUACUGAUCCCGACAGUCCCUUAGUGAUAGCAACUACUCAUGGCUUGACUGAUUGCAUUGAAUAUUUGUUGAAGGCUGGUGCAAACGCUAAUAUUCCAAAUAACUGUUGUGGUGCUAUGCCAAUAGAAAUAGCUGCAGGCCGUGGAAGAAGAAAGCAUGUGGAGAUGCUAUUUCCUUUCACUUCUCCCAUUCAAACUGUUUCAAAAUGGACUGUUGAUGGAAUUAUUGCUCAUAUAAAAUCAAAAAGUUUGAAACAUUCAAAGCAUAAGGUUGGGCAAUAUGAUAAAAGCACUAAAGUUAAGCAGAAAUUUGAUGGUGACAAGGAUGUUGGGCGAAAGAACCACAGUGCUGCAUCAAAGCUAUACAGCGAGGUUGAGCAGUAUGGUAAAAACACGAAAGAUAAGCUGAAAUCAGAUGGUGACAAAUCUGUUGGGAGAAAGGACUACCUUGCUGCAUCAAAGCUCUAUGGCGAGGCAAUUGACCUGGAUCCAACUGAUGCAAUACUGUAUUCGAACAGGAGCUUUUGCCUUCUGCAAACUGGUGAAGCAACAAAGGCUCUAUCUGAUGCGAAUUCUUGCAUAAAGGUGCGACCUGAAUGGGUAAAAGGUUACUACAGGAAAGGAGCCGCCCUCAUGUCACUCAAGGAGUAUAAAGAAGCAUGUGAUGCAUUCCUUGCUGGGUUGAAGCUGGACCCUGCAAAUGCUGAGAUGGAGAGAAUGUUCCGGGAGAGGGAGGCAGUUGAGGCCAUGAAGGAGGACUGUGUUGGCGCAAAGAACCUUGGGUCUAUCGAUUAGAGGACCCAGCACGAUAUAUGCACGCUCUGGGGUUUCUUUUGUGCGGCCCAUUUUGUAUAUGUGUAGACAGUCACUGACUACGUGGAAUUGUCUGAAAUCGUGGUAGUGCGCUAGGGUGCAUGGGGUUGAUCACUCUAAGCUGCACGGCACUGCUUGGCUGCUGAACCAAAUGACGGCUAGUUAGCAAGUUUAGAUUCUUUUGUGCAUGCUUCUGUCUGGGAAGUAGAACGAAGUUUGGCGGUCAAUGGAGCUCUUGUUAGGUGUUUAUCUGUGUCCCGGUGUUGCCCAUUCCCGAUUUGCACUGCGUCAUUUUUACUGUGCUUUGCUAGUUGUCGUUUUGUUCGGUCUGUUA